CCAAAACAGUAUUGGAAGAAGAGCGAUUGUGGAACGCCAUAUCCUUUUUUGGUAUGGUGAGUUUGGACCUCAAGAAAGGCGUAGCAAGUGAUUGAAGCGAUUAAAAAAUUGUUUCAAGUCCAUAUUUAUCAACGAAAUGUCCAAGUCAUUGAAGAAAAUAGUGGAUGAGAGUCGGGAGAAGAACCUUCCAGACGUCGAAAUGUGUGACAGAGGCAUUUCGAACAUGCUGGAUAUUCCCGGACUCUUCACUUUGUCCAACAUCACUCAACUGGUCCUGAGUCACAACAAGCUGACAGUGGUGCCUCCGAACAUCUCAGAGCUGAAAAAUUUGGAGGUUCUCAACAUGUUCAACAACCAAAUUGAAGAGCUACCAACUCAAAUUAGCAGUCUUCAGAAAUUGAAACACCUUAACCUCGGAAUGAACCGCCUUUACAACUUACCCAGAGGGUUUGGUUCUUUGCCAGCACUUGAAGUUUUGGACCUCACCUAUAAUAACCUGAGUCAAAAUUCGCUGCCUGGAAACUUCUUCUAUCUCACAACUCUUCGCGCUCUAUAUCUGAGUGACAAUGACUUUGAAGUCCUGCCGGCUGACAUUGGAAAGAUGACCAAGCUGCAAAUAGUAAGUUAAAUGGCAAAAUCAAUG
This is a messenger RNA of Hippocampus comes (tiger tail seahorse), 643 nucleotides long. RefSeq names its product ras suppressor protein 1-like. Gene Ontology annotation, molecular function: protein binding. Gene Ontology annotation, cellular component: cytoplasm. The transcript has 6 exons. The record is from RefSeq and is a predicted model, not a curated record. NCBI's taxonomy places the organism in Eukaryota, Metazoa, Chordata, Actinopteri, Syngnathiformes, Syngnathidae. The coding region runs from base 137 to 628 and encodes 163 amino acids.